Messenger RNA from Patiria miniata (bat star), 7164 nucleotides. RefSeq names its product transient receptor potential cation channel subfamily M member 1-like. Gene Ontology annotation, molecular function: ligand-gated calcium channel activity. Bases 252 to 4415 code for a protein of 1387 amino acids. The record is from RefSeq and is a predicted model, not a curated record. Gene Ontology annotation, cellular component: membrane. Lineage: Eukaryota; Metazoa; Echinodermata; Asteroidea; Valvatida; Asterinidae. Gene Ontology annotation, biological process: calcium ion transmembrane transport. The transcript is spliced from 26 exons.
AAACAUAAUGCAUUGCACACACGGAAUACCCCACACACGCUACGCGAGAUAGAAAGGAGACAGAAGUACUGCCAACUGCGCCCAUGAAUCACUGAAAGGCCACGAAUUAAAAACAAGAGGACUUGACAUGUAGCUUAGGUUCAAGUGCCAGAAUCUAUGAAUCAGGGCGUUAAUGCAGACUACGGAAGCAUGGGGUAUGUACGAGAGCAGUGAUAUCAGAUAACCUCAUCAAAGCCCAGAACAGGCUGGACAUGGAAGCCUCUGAGUUACCAGGUUGCCUCGUUGACCGGAAAUCCUUCCUCCGAAACAGGAUGAUAUCAUUGGUCCCGAUUGUGCCACUCCCUGGUGAGGCCACGUCCAUGGAGGAUGAUACAGAGCUGGACGAUGACGUGUCAGAGGGCUCUGAGGAUUCUGGGAUUGAGAGCACGUCGUAUCACGCUGCACCGAGACGAAAGAAAAAAAGGCGGGGUGCUUGGCUGGUUGCCAACUUCAAGAAGAAGGGCUGCAUCAAGUUUGUACAGGAUCCCAACUACAAGUCAUGUAUAAGAGUGUGUUUCUGUGGUCGUUCCAAGCGUUACCAUGUAACUUUUUCACAGCAUAAGGAUCCCAUGAACCAUCUGAGAUAUAUCAACGACACGGGUAGCGGCCGGAUGCCUUACCAGGCCCAGCAGGACUUAAAUCAAAACGGGCAGGGCCGAGCCACACCAGAGGGUGCUGAGUCAACGGAGCAUUGGAACGCUAAGGAGCAUUUGGUGGAAGUCCCCACCGAUGCCUUUGGGGAGAUUCACUUCAAUGAGGCUGUCGAUAGAGUGUGUACGUCCAAGUUUGUGCGCCUCUCAGACCACACGGAGAUGAGAUACGUCCUGGACCUGCUGACCAAAUACUGGCGACUGACCAGACCUCAGCUGGUCAUCUCGCUGACCGGUGGGGGGCGGAGUUUCAAACUCAACAAGAAGGACAAAGAGACGUUUAGCCGAGGCGUCAUCAAGGCUGCUUGGACCACGGAUGCCUGGAUCAUCACCAGCGGCUUCAACGCCGGCAUUCCGCAGAUCGUCGGGGAAGCGGUCCAAGCCAGCCACACCAGGGACUGGAUCACGAGCGACAAGAAAAAGUUCUCCUCCAGCAAGCUCAAAUGCAUUGGUCUGGCGCCUUGGGGGUAUGUGGACGGCAGCCAUCAACUCCUCACAAGGAACGGCAGGGGAUCCUACCCAGCCGAGUACAAAGUCAACCCAGUCGUGAUGAAGGGUCGCCCAGUUCCCCUGAACCCAGACCACACCCAUUUUAUCCUCAUUGAUAACGGGUUGAAGGGGGAGCAAGCCUAUGGUGGAGAGAUUGUGAUGAGGUCCAUGAUUGAGGAGGCCUUAGCAGCACCCCAGGAAGAUAACGGCCUUGGCCUGCCGGUAGUUGUUGUGGUUCUUGAGGGAGGCGUGGACACUGUGCUCAACGUGAAGAACGCCGUCUUGCGAGGGAUACCCACUGUGGUCUGUGAUGGGUCUGGCAGGGCUGCAGACAUCAUAGCCUUUGCCCACAACCGAUCAGAAGGAGAAUCAGAGUUGAGAACGUUAAACGACAAGAAUCGUGACAUCCUACGAAGCAAGCUCCACAAUGCCUUCAACAUUGAGCCAGAUUGCGAGCACAUGAACCAGCUCGUUGAAGAUGUCAUCCUCUGCAUCAAAGACAAGAAACUGAUCACAGUUUUUCAUAUCGUCGACUUCAGCGAGAAUUCUGGCCUGGAUCACGCCAUCCUGAUAGCACUGCUCAGAGCACAAGCAAGUACUUCCACAUACAAGCUGGCACUGGCGCUGUCAUGGAACAGGGUAGACGUGGCUGAGCGAAGGAUCUUUGUGGACGAUCAAGACUGGACGCCUGGUAGUCUGGAUCCGUUCAUCAUGCAGUCUCUCAUGCACAACCAGGUAGACUUCUUACGUCUGUUCCUAGAGAAGGGUGUCAUCAUGCAAGACUUCCUAACUGUCUCCAGGCUGCGCCGGCUCUACAACUCGAUAAGCCACCAGCAUUCCCUCCGGUCUUACAUCGCACUGGUUAAUAACACCAAGAUUGCCGCCCCAAUCUUCCUUCAGCACAUUGGCCAUCUGAUCAGGAUCUUAAUGGGCGUUCACCGAAAUGAGCUGUAUGCUCACGACAGGCCGUUCACCUGCCUGAAAAAUGAAAGCAUUGGGCUGAUUGCCCUGUCCAGCUCAUUGGCUGGAAGUCUCCUGACUCAUCAGGCCCAGGAGGUGUACCUCAAGUCCGAGUCGGACUGGAGCGUGACCACGGGAUCCACCACCAAACUCAGCAUGAUAGAGCUGGCCAACCCAGGCCUGCAUUUCAAGGAACCUUUCAGGGAGUUGUUCCUUGCGGCAGUCCUCAUGGGCAGAAUGCAGAUGGCGGAGUUUUUCUGGGAGCGCAUUGAAGAUUCUGUCUGUAGUGGCAUUGUAGCCAGCACCAUCUUGAAGGGGAUGGCAACCCUAUCCAAGGACCCAGAUGAUAUUCUGCAAGCAGAGAAAGAUGCAAGAUACUUUGAGCAGCUAGCCGUUAACGUGAUAGACGAGUGCUACAGAACGGAUGAGAUUUUAGCCGAGAGGUUGAUACGGUGUCCCAACAAGCACUGGGGCGGGAAGAGUGUCCUGACGAUGGCUGCUGAGUCUGAUAGCAAGACCUUUAUUGCUCACUCCUGUGCACAAAGCGUCGUCAAGAAGUCUUGGCUGGGCGGUAUGCGCACCAGCGCCUUGGCCGUGGGCCUGGCCAUCCUCUGCCCCCUCUUCAUCUUCAGGAUCAAGUUUGUCGACUUGGAGUACCCUCGGAAGGGCCGCCCCAGCCGAUACAAGAAGAUGAGCCUGUUCUACAACUCGCCCAUCACCAAGUUUGGCACAUUUGUGCUGUCCUACGUAGCAUUCUUGCUGCUCUACAGCUAUGUCAUGCUGGCGACCUUUGACCCCUCUCCCUCCAUCGCUGAGUGCGUUUUGUUUGGCUGGAUAUUCACCAUGAUCAUCGAGGAAGUACGACAGUCAUUCAUCCCAUCAGGGCAUGAAACCAUUAAGCAGCAUUUCCGCGAGUGGUCCAAAAGUGAGUGGAACAUCUUGGACACCAUCUCCAUCCUGGUGGCCCUGCUGGCGUUCACCCUUCACUGGUUCCCAGUAGCCAUUGAGUGGUCCAAGGCCUUCUACGCCAUCAACUGCUUCUUCUACUACUCCCGACUCCUGCGGCUGUUCUCGGUCAGCGAGAAGCUGGGGCCCAAGAUGGUCAUGAUCAGGAAAAUGGUGUUUGAGAUGGUGUUGUUCCUGUGCAUCUUGCUGGUGUUCCUGCUGGGUUACGGCGUGGCCAGUAACGUCUUGCUCUACCCCCACCAGGAGUUCAGCUUGGAAGCCAUCAGGAACACCGUCUACAUGCCUUACUUUCAGAUCUACGGGGAGCUCUUCCUUGACACCAUCGUUGCUGAUGGCCUGUCAAGCAGCUGCGAUCCACAAGACACCACCUGCCCUCGCCAACAUUCCCUCCUACCCAUCAUGCUUGGUGCUUAUCUCUUGCUUGGCAACGUUUUGCUCCUGAACCUACUCAUUGCCAUAUUUAGCUCAAUUUUUGACGAGGUCCAGACCAACUCGCUUGAAGUCUGGAAGUUUGAGCUGUACUUCCUGAUGGUGGAGUUUGAGGACCGGCCGGCCCUGCCCCCGCCCUUCAUCAUCUUGGAACACGCCUACCAGAUCCUACGCUGGACCUGGCGGAAGAUGUGCCUCAAGUGCUGCAAGAAAGACCGUCACAGAGUGCACUAUCUUAACAAGAAGACGAAGCAGGCACUGCGAGCAUUUGAGAAAGAAUGCGCCGCUAACUACCGACGAAGAAAGAACGAAGAGAAGAACAUUCAGACCCCGGAACGUCUGAAUCAGCUUGAGAGAAGACUGAAAGACCUGGACAGACAGGCAGAGAGGACCAAGGAAGACCUUCAGAAGAGACUGCAGCAGAUCCAGCAACAUCUGGAAGACCUCCACAUCUCCAACCCUACACCAGCCCCGGGAAACUCCAGCGGUGCUAAAAAAGGACGGGGUGCCCUAACCCCAAUCUCGGAAGAGGCAGAAGCAGGAAAUGACCGUGACCAAUCGCAGCCAUUAAGCCAGUCCGAUACCGCCGAGGCCAGGCGCUACUCUGGCACCCGCCAGCUCAUGAUGGACCUGGAGAGGCAGCGCAGCGUCAGUGCCUUCUCGCUGCAACCUGAAGACAUCAAGCAGCGAGAAAUGUCCCUACUUUGCCAACUGAACGAGGAGAUGGUCCAAACGGCGCCCUCGGCCUUCCACUUGGGGUUGGUGGAGGGCAGCGAGAGUGAGAGCUCCAAGCAGGGCAGGAGCAAGAGAUUCACCAAUUGGAAGGCUGAGGCGCAACCAGACUUGGAGGAGAACUGGUCCCUGUCCAAAGGACAACGGUAGAAGUAACCAUCAUCGCACUUCGUCCCUGUAGUCUUAGCAGAGCUUGUCAAGGCAGAAGUAGAACUACCUUGGCACUUAUUGGGGGAGUGAACCAAUGGCAUAGGAUAUUAAAAACAGUGUGAACACCAUUUUACUUCGGGCUGCGCCAUUCAGAUUUGUGCACAGAUUAAAAUAUGUACUUGCAAAUGUCCGCUUUUCAGGUUCAUUCCGAGAAGCUUUUCAUGUUUAUUCCAAGAGGUAUGUUAAGUUUGCAUUAAGUGGGUCACGGACGAUCAAAACAUUUGUAAUCAACUUUGGGGUGAUAAAAAUAUUGUGAAUAUAAAGUCAGUAAGGUUUUUUUUUUUUUUGCACUGCCAAACAAAAAAGUAUUCAGGAAUGAAAAUCUUCCUGUUUAAACAGGAAUUCCUGUUUUUUGUUGCCCAGAUUUCCGCAUUAAGCCUGUUUUUUGGGGGUGGCCUAAUUGCACAUAUUUUUUCCUGUUCUUUGCACAAGCUUUUUGUUUUUUCAUUGAAAUUGUUUCUCGUACCUGAGUAUUUGGAAAACAAAUAUGGCUUUGAAAAAGUUUUUUUUGUAAAUUGAUGAAAUAGAGGUUUUUAAAAUUGAUGCUCAGUGGUGCAUUUUCCUGUAUCUUUAAAGCGGUAACACUUUUUAAAAAUAAAACUGGAAGCAAUAAAUGAAAAAAACCAAGGCCUAAUUUCAUUACCCUGCUAACCACAGAAUUCCGGGCUUACACACACCAUGUUCUGCUAACAGCGCUAGCAGUAAAUUCUGUGCUAACUCAGUAAGCACAGAAUCCUUGAGGCACAAGAUGUAUGCAUGUGCAGAAGUAGAAAUUCCUCGCUAACCCAUGAAAUGCUUACCGUAAGCACAGAAUUGUCUACUACAGUAAGCAGGGAUUUUUCGCUAACGGUAAGCAGGGUUAUGAAAUUGGGCCCAGUAAGUGGUUGACGAGCUCUGAAAUAGGUACCAUGAACUACAUGUAUAUGGGAAGGAUUAGCAAAUAUGGUAUUAACGAUGUCAACACACAUCCCAUUCAUGUUUGUUUAGUCCACGUUACCAUGUACAUUGUACGAUAGCUUUGAGAUGUGUAGUAUACUCUUUUUAUAUCCAUUUUAUAUCUGUUGCAAUUCCAUAAAUCAAAAGAAUUAUGCAAUAUUCCACUAGUAGGGUACAGCAAUACAUUUGUACAAUCAUGUUCUUCCUGGAAUUUAUGCCAUUGUGUAUUUUAUCACAAAGCAUUUUUAGACAGUGUUACAUUGAUGGAGGCAUUGUUUCUGCAAUAAUGUUAAAAUAAUUGGUCUUUUAUAGCGACAAUAUUUUUUUAUUAAUGUCUGAAAUAAUCUCAGGAAGGAACAUUGCAUUUUUAACAUAUUUACUUUAAUUCAACAGAGCACCGGAGCGGCAAUCCGGAGGUCACAACUUCAAACCCAGCUCCAGUCAAUUUCUUUGUUCAACUUUAAAAAAAAAUAAUCUUUAUUUUUGUUAACAAACUGGUUAACGGUUAAAGCAUCUUCUGUGUAUCGAGGGAUUCCACUUCAUGGUUAUUUAAAAAGAUCGUAGUCUUUCUUAUAGGUGGAUGAUGAUGCUUGAUUAUUGUAGCUGUGGCCUUAUCUAAACGUAUGGCUUCCAUAUUGCCAGUUGCCUUUUUGCCAGGGAAAAGUUGGUAUAUUGUAUAUAUUUUUUUACAUGCCUCCUUACCGUAUUUUUUGUACAUCUUGUUUUUAAGCAUUGAGGAAGUUUUUAAGAAGUUAUUGAGUGUUUCUAAAAACUUAAAUUUUUAUAUCUAAAACUGGUCUGAUUAUAGGCUGUGCAUUUUAUUGCACACAAACAGAACUGUCUUGUGCUUUGAAUUAUUAUAUUCCAAGCCCAACUUAUUUUUAACAACAUUUUGCCGCCAUUUGCAAGAGAAACUCGCAGUCUACUUGGCUUCAAUUUUAUGUUGCCGAAACUAGAGUAUUUAAUCUCAGGAUGUUCGUAUUUUGCACAUAAUCUAUUUUGCAGAAGAUUUGUAAAAAAAAACAUUCCCAUUGAAGAAACAUACAUGUAUAUUGUUAUACCUCUGUCUUGAAUACUGUAUUUUAAUACUGUAUUUUCAUUGGCCUAGAUUGAUCAAGUGUUAAGUUUAUAAACAGUCAUGGCACAUUCCCUCCAUGUGCCAUGACAUUUUACGUACGUACGGUACGCACGGUGUGAAACGCUUGUAUCGUUGGUACCCACGCUAGUUUCACCCUGUUUUCACACAUGAGUGGGAGCAGCGAAUUAGCAGACGAUCAGCGUUUCGAGAACGAACGUGACAUGCAUGUGAGUUGACGUUCGAUUCAAUGUCAUGAUUGUUAUGUUUACCGCUGUUUAUUUUCGUGAUUUUUACCUCAAAAUCCAAAGAAUCCAAGACAGAGGUAUAACAAAAAAAUUGUUGACUGCUGUGAUGUGGGAUAUGUCGUUUUGAACACCCAUAGGGGCACAUAUUCGCCUCGGAUGCUUUGCGCCCCUCGAGUGUUCAAAACGUCAUAUUCCACAUCACAGCAGUCCACAAUUGUUAAAUAUCUGAAUAUGUCUACUUUUCUGCUCGUUUUACAGUCGAAUUUUUUAUUUGUGUAUUUUUGUGCAAACGGUAAACCUUUUUUGUAUAAGAGGAGUUUAAAUCACGGCCGUGUGUUGCAGUGCCUGCACUGAGUCGUAGAUUCAGUAAUAACAUGUUUUAUUACUUGACACUUUCGCCCCUGAAUAAAAUACAUUUAUCCCAAGCCAA